AUGCAUCUGAGCCUAACCCUGCAAGUCCGUACUUAUGAUUCCUUCAAGUUCAAUGGCACAACUCAGUCAGAAAACGACAUAUUACUUUGUUCCGUCUGUGCAAAGCUGGAUUUUUACAGGAUCCUCCUUUAUGGCAUCCACGAGCUGGAGCCGAUACCACUCGGUUCACUGUCAUCUAUUUUCGAAAAAUCUUAUCAGUGCAGUUUCUGUCGCCUCAUCUCACUGUAUGUCCGUCAGACACGGAUUAUGGAGGACUUUCCUCACAUUGAUAUCUCAGAGAUUGAAUGUGGGGUCCACACGACGCUUUGUGGUGCUCUUCGGAGGGGACCUCAUCCCCCACUCCGUUAUGGCCGCCGCCUCUACAUCACCGGGAACGGCCUCUGGCAGACACAUCCCGCUUUCAGGGCAGUGGGUCCAUUAUUCAUUCAUCUCAUGCAAGAAGAUGCUUCCAAGUUUGGGAGACCGGUCGAUCUUCAUGGUCGCAGGGUGAAAAACACGGUGGAUGUCGGUCUGGUGAAGAAAUGGAUUAAGUUGUGUCAAGAAAACCAUGGAGAUAAAUGUCGGAAUGUUUGGAGAAUGGACAGAAACCUGCCGGAGUUCGUGAGAGUGGUGGACGUAGUAUCGAUGGCCGUGAUCCCUGCACCUUCUCACCGUUUUCGUCACGUCGCCCUCAGUUAUGUAUGGGGAGGCAACGGUGCAGAGUAUUGGACGACAAAGGAUAAUAUAGCAAAGCGCUCCAUACCUGGCGGAUUGAAUGCGGCAAACCUCCCUGACACCAUUACAGACUCGAUUUCAUUCGUGCGACAACUUGGUGAACGUUACGUAUGGAUCGACGCUCUGUGCAUCAUUCAAGAUGAUUUGCAGGACAAGAUCAGUCAGCUGCACGCUAUGGAUUCGGUCUAUGGCCUGUCUUAUUUCACGUUAAUUGCUGCUGGCGGAAAAACAGCUCGAGACCCUCUCCCAGGGUGCCGUCCACGAACUAGAACGCCGCAAAUACAUAUCGAAGUCGUCCAAGGACUUCAUCUCUUUGUGACUCCUCCAACACAUGAGAAGGCUCUCGGAAUGUCCGCUUGGAUUACGCGUUGUUGGACCUAUCAAGAGAGCGCGCUGUCCUGCCGAAGGAUAUACUUCACUGAGCAGCAGGUCUACUUUGAGUGCCGAUGUCAGGUUUUCUGUGAAAACAUCGUCGCGGAAAGUAAGGCCGACUUCUGCAGGAGCUUUCUUCGGCAUUCACGGGAAGAAUAUUUCCCAUUCUCAACUGACUCCUUCUGGAGUUACAAGUAUGCCGUUGAGAGGUGCACACGACGUAAUCUCACCGUCGAAUCAGACAUUGUCGAUGCUCUCACUGGAGUGACAAAUGCUUUGGUAGUAGCAUUUGGACUCGGCGACCCCGCUAGAGCUUUUCAAUAUGGAAUGAUGUUGACGGAGCUGCAUCACGCACUUCUCUGGCAACAUGAUCCACUUACACCUCGCACUCGUCUGUUGGUGGAUGAGACGCUUGUGGAUGUUUGGUACAUCGUGGACCAUGGUGGCGGUAUAGUGCCCCUCAAUGUUCAGAGGGUGUCACGAGUUUAUUGGAUAGAGGAAGAGCAGCCCCCGUAUUCCUCUCCGGGAAGGACCUUGGACCCAACAGCGAUGCCAUUGGACACUCAUCGACCACUAAAACCAGGCACUCUCAUUUUUUGCACGACUUCCAGCCACUUUGCCAUUACAAGGCGAGGUGGUGAAUCAAAUGAAGAAUCGAGCCCUGCCGACCACUAUGGUCUCUUUAAUAUCCUCUCCGCCACGUCUUCUCCCACUUGGGUUGGCACUGUCAUCCUGCCAUUGAACCCUGCCCCGCCAAGUUCUCUCGAAUUCAUCGUGCUUUCCCGUUGUGAUGGUAUGCACGGCUUGUACGAUGAAGAGAGUAUCAAGCCUUACCGUGGGUGCUUGCUACAUGUGAUGGCGGUUAGUGAGAAUGAGGGCUUGAUGGAACGUGCUGGAUUGGGCAUCAUUCAUAUCGUUGCCUGGGUUGCUUCAACGCCGGAGGAGAAGGUGGUGUUUCUCCGAUAA
Molecule: messenger RNA, 2052 nt
Organism: Suillus discolor
Lineage: Eukaryota; Fungi; Basidiomycota; Agaricomycetes; Boletales; Suillaceae
Product: heterokaryon incompatibility protein-domain-containing protein
Exons: 3
Coding region: 1-2052 (683 amino acids)
Source: RefSeq, a predicted model, not a curated record